AUGUAUCUCUCAUUCUUUACUCUGUUCUCCCUCGUCUCCCUCCUCCCAUUCAGUUUCUCCUCCCCCAUCCAAUCUCCCUCCAACCUCACCCAACCCACCACCCCCCUCUCCCCCCGCGCCAAUCCCCUCCCCGGAACCUGUCCCCACCGCCACCUCCCCACCGAAUCCAGCUACUACAGCGCCAUCCACGCCUUCUGCGACGCCGCCCUCAAACCCAAAGGCAGCAACAUCCACCCCAACAACCCCAUCACCAUGACCGUCUUCCUCACCGCCUUCGACAACAAACCCAUCUCCUGGGUAUUCAAAAUUUCCACCCGCAACAGCAUGGGCUGGGGCCAUGUCACGCGUGAAAAGUGCUUUUACAAGUUUGAGAGCAUGCUGACGAGUGAGUAUGCGGGCGGGCUGGGCAAGGCGUAUUGUGUUAUGGACGGGACGGGGGGGGAUAAGGUUGGGAGAGAGGGGAUGAGUGGGGAGGGCGUGGUGGGGGUGAUGGGGGGGAAGGUUACGGAUCCUGAGGAGGAUGGGUCGGGGAAUAGGUAUACGUGGGAGAUGAGGCAGAAGUUGGAUGAUAAGCAUGGGGAGUAG
Messenger RNA from Plenodomus lingam JN3, 585 nucleotides. RefSeq lists its product as uncharacterized. The record is from RefSeq and is a predicted model, not a curated record. Lineage: Eukaryota; Fungi; Ascomycota; Dothideomycetes; Pleosporales; Leptosphaeriaceae.